Messenger RNA from Gaeumannomyces tritici R3-111a-1, 822 nucleotides. RefSeq lists its product as hypothetical. Lineage: Eukaryota; Fungi; Ascomycota; Sordariomycetes; Magnaporthales; Magnaporthaceae. Bases 239 to 538 code for a protein of 99 amino acids. The record is from RefSeq and is a predicted model, not a curated record. The transcript has a single exon.
GCAUCCCAAGGAAUAAUUAUAUUGUUCUGGCCUGAAACAGGUUUCUUUGCGGUCUUUCAACACAUAGACCAUCACCAACAAACUGACCAAGAAUUACGACAGUUUCCCAACCACCGGUUUCAUCUACACCUCACAUCACCCUUCGCCGUGCUACCAACAGCAGACAUAACAAAAGACAACCUCAUCUUGAGAACAGGCCUUUCAUUCACACCCACCAAUAAACGCCGCCCUUGCAGCUAUGCGCUUCACGACGGCCCUCGCCAUCUUCUCGACCAGCCUUGCCACCCUCGGCGCGGCCCUCCCGGCCAAGCCCCAGCCCCAAAAGCCGACAUCGACCGGCGCCAAGCCCAGCCACAGGCUCUUCUGCCCCGGCCCCAGCUACGGCAGCAACGGGCUGGGAUCCAUAGUACCGAUCAGCUGUUACGACCGCAUGAAGUGCGACUCCUCCGGCCGCGCCGUCGGCCGGUCGGGCGGCAAGGCGGUGAGGAGCUUGUUCGGCAACCCCUGCGCAAACUCCUGCAUGUGCCUCAAGGCUUAGGCAGAUGGCCUCGUUGGGUGACUGUGAGAUGACAUCUUUGUAAGGUGGUCGUAUGUGAAGAUUUGGCUAGGUGGCGUGCGUAUCUGGGUCUUAUGUUUUAUGCAUGGCGUAAGGGGAGUUGCGGUGUUACAAUCCGGCUGGCGUUUGUUUUCAGGGCCUUUUUUGCAAAGGUAUCUGCAUUUGGAAAGCUGUCCCUGUUUCCUCGUCCUAUAUCCCUUGGGGCCCCUAUCCCUUAUACAUCCAUAUAUUUAGUUUUGUGUAACAGCGUCCGAUUUCUCAAGUGA